GGACCUGUACAUGUGAUGUGGUCCAUGAUGUGGAAGACAGCCACGGAUCGGACGUGGACGGUCAUUCCUUGUGCCUUUGUGGCUUGACUUGCCGGCUGAGUUGGACGUGACAGUUUUGUGGACGGAUAUUGACCUGCCAAUAAAAACUGAAGGAUUUCCCGUACAACUGCUUGCCCAUCUUGGCCGAAUUCUCAAGCAGCCUCGCUAUGGCCUGCGGACUUCUUCCAGUGUUGGCUGUCGCUGUACUUUCCCUUGGCACGUUCUGUGAUGCGGACAUUCCCUGUUCCUCGUUAUUCUGCCCACCAGCGGAUAAUCCCUCCUUGGUAGAGUGUUGCCACCGCCGCAAUGAAACUUUUUUUCCAGCCCGUAUAGAGUACAAGUGCUGCCUACCAAAAUCAACUGAACUCUUUAAAGGAUGGCUAAUCAUCGCCCUCAUUAUCACUGCUUUCGUGGUGCUCAGCGGCAUCUUCUGCUGCUGCUUCUUCUGCACCUGCUGUCCACUCUUCAGACAGCGUCACGGCGGGGCCACAUACGUAUUGGUCAACACGGCUCCCAAAGUGAACUACCAAGCGCUGCCCCAGACUACUACAGCACACCAGGGCAAUCCAACGGCAUCAUCUCACAGCUAAAUACGGUAGCCGUGGUCAGCUAUCAUACAUUUGCGUGUACCACGAGGCUCUGUUCCUAUGGAAUUCAGCAAUCGCUGUACGGGCGAUUUGCAAGCUGAAUUAGAUGCCAUUGUUUGCUAUGCCGUCUGUUCGGGUGUGUGGGGAGUAUUCAUGGCACAUUCCUCUACAUUUGGCCACUUUUUUGUUGGUACCGAAAUAUUCGGUAAGGCUACAACUUGAAGAAGCAUCUUGAUAACUGAAACUAUGAAAUUUAGAGUUAGCCCGCACUCUUGUAAAGUGCUCAUAUUUUCUUUUCAUAAUUAUGCGUUUGUGGAUCAUUACCAUUGCAGUAUUUUAUUUACUUAUUUGUUUGAGGAGUUGAGACGGUAGGCAGCAUGCACUUCUCAGCCUGCGCAUCAUUUGGUCCAAACUCCCCACCUCAAUAUUCGAAUACCUACACUGUCGUCUGAAUCAUUUUUUUCCUCUCUAUGAAAUACACGCCGCUCUCCAAAGUGCACUGAAGAG
Sycon ciliatum is the source of this 1133-nucleotide messenger RNA. RefSeq lists its product as uncharacterized. Lineage: Eukaryota; Metazoa; Porifera; Calcarea; Leucosolenida; Sycettidae. The transcript has 4 exons. Bases 207 to 629 code for a protein of 140 amino acids. The record is from RefSeq and is a predicted model, not a curated record.